AUGUCGGACCCGUUCGCGACCCUCGACACGGGCGCGCCGCAGUACAGCUACGGCACGGCGCCCCACCAUGGAGGCGUGAAGCAGCAGCCGAUGGGCCACUUCCAGACCGGCGCCGUCGGAGGACCCUCGGCGAUCCAGACCAGCGGCCCGGCGCGGACGCAGCCCUUUAUGACGACCCAAGCGCACUCGACCAACCCGUUCAUGGACGCUGGGCCGACGAGCGCCUUUCCGCAGCCCGCGUACAAUGCGCCACCGCAGAGCUACAACACACCGCCGCAGAGCUACAGCAUGCCAGCCAUGUACAACACGCAGCCCGCCAUGUACCAGCAACAACAGUUCGCGCCGCCAGCGUACCCGGCGCAGGCCAACCCGUUUGCCAACAACCCGUUUGGGGCACAGCCACCGCCACGUCCCUUGUCGGUCAAUCCGUCGGCGCCGCCGCUGUCGCUCAAGACGAACGACCCGACGAUCGUGGACUUUGACCCGUUUAGCCCCAAGGACUCGACGCCGCGCCUGCCGUUCGACUUUGUUUCGUCGCCGUCCGCAGCCCUCGCCCAACGAACGGCCUCGCCGCGGGUGACCCAAGAGGCUGCGCGCAAGUCGCUCGACCCAAGCGCGUUCACGCCCGUGACGCGUCGGCAUUCGGUCAAGGACAUUUUGGAGGUCGAGAAAAUGA
Saprolegnia parasitica CBS 223.65 is the source of this 676-nucleotide messenger RNA. The record is from the annotation of a RefSeq genome assembly. Lineage: Eukaryota; Oomycota; Saprolegniomycetes; Saprolegniales; Saprolegniaceae.